Messenger RNA from Vitis riparia (riverbank grape), 542 nucleotides. Its product is annotated as glycine-rich protein 23-like. Bases 63 to 542 code for a protein of 159 amino acids. The record is from RefSeq and is a predicted model, not a curated record. The transcript has a single exon. NCBI's taxonomy places the organism in Eukaryota, Viridiplantae, Streptophyta, Magnoliopsida, Vitales, Vitaceae.
UUUCUUUUAGCCCCCCACUUCUCAUCAAAUUGAGGUCAUCUCAGUUAUACUAACUUGCAAAGAUGGCUUCUAAGUUUCUUCUUCUUAUGCUUUUUAGUGCUCUUGUUUGCACCGCCACUGCUGCUAGGAGGCUUGUGAGCCAGAAGGGUUCUUCUGAGGAUGAGAAAACGUUCUUUUUUGACCCCGGGUAUGAUGGAGGGCUAGGUGGUGGAGGUGGCGGCGGCUUUGGAGGAGGAGGUGGUGGUGGGUUGGAUGGGGGGGCCGGCUUUGGUGGAGGUUCUGGAUUUGGAGCAGGAGGUGGGCUUGGUGGAGGUGGCGGUGGAGGGUUCGGCGGCGGUGGUGGUGGAGGACUAGGUGGUGGGUCUGGGUUCGGUGGUGGGGCUGGGGCUGGUUUUGGAGGUGGGACUGGGGUUGGUGGGGGAGCCGGAGGAGGUGGCGGUGGAGGCUUCGGUGGUGGUGGUGGAGGAGGCGGACUUGGUGGAGGAGCUGGUGCCGGCUUCGGUGGAGGAGCUGGUGGUGGACUUGGAGGUGGAUUUCCUUGA